UGAAUCCACGUGGCACACAAUCAUUGGUGUCUGCGACGUGUAAUGGUGAGAAUCCGGAGUACUAACCAGGCGUAUCAGCAUCCGCCCGUCCGAUUCCGAAUCGGAUCCCGAAGGUUGAAACAACAAGCCUUCAACGGCGGCAUCCGGUCGCCGGGUGGGCGGGUCUUCCGAAUCGUUUGGGGACUUGGAUUUGGGGCUUCCUUCUUCUCUUCGCUUCGGAAACGGGAAGGAAAAGAUGGCGGCGAAGUUCUCCGGCUCUGGGGGACUGGUCGUCGUGCCUCUUCUCCUCCUCUACUUGUGUUGUUCCUCCCAACCCCCCCUCGUCUCUGGCCAAGAAAGCCAAAAAGAUGAUGCUAUGAGUUUAUUGAAAAGAGCUUCUGACAUGAUAAAGGUGAAGCAGUAUAAUGAUGCACUUGGACUUCUCAAUGGCGCAAUAGAAGCAAAUCCAUAUCUUUCAGAAGCUUAUUCACAGCAUGCAUCUGUUCUUCGUCACUUAUGCAGAUUUGAGGAAUCUGAGAAAAACUAUAAAAAAUUUCUAGAGCUAAAACCUGGGAUGUCUUCAGUGGAGAAGGAGCUCUCUCAGUUAUUGCAGGCCCAAAGCGCAUUGGACUCCGCAUACAAUCAUUUUGAGUCUGGUGAUUUUUCAAAAGCUUUGGAUUAUAUUGACAAAAUUGUCCUUGUCUUUUCUCCAGGAUGCUUACGGGCAAAAAUUCUCAAGGUGAAAUUGUUGUUAGCACUGAAAGACUACUCAAGUGCUAUUUCAGAGACUGGAUACAUACUUAAACAAGAUGAAGAUAAUUUGGAGGCACUACUGCUUCGUGGCCGUUGUUAUUAUUAUCUCUCAGACCAUGAUGUUGCUACAAGGCACUUUCAGAAGGGACUCCGUCUAGAUCCAGAACAUAGUGAACUGAAGAAAGCAUAUUUUGGAUUAAAAAAUCUCCUAAAGAAGACUAAGAGUGCAGAAGACAAUGUUGCGAAGGGUAAGCUACGAUUGGCUGUUGAGGACUUCAAGGCUGCCCUUGCAAUGGACCCCGGUCAUAGUGCUUAUAAUGUACAUCUUCAUCUUGGUUUAUGUAAGGUCUUGGUUAAACUUGGUAGAGGAAAGGAUGCUAUCAAAAGUUGCACAGAUGCACUGGAGAUUGAUGGAGAGCUUGUUGAAGCAUUGUCUCAGAGAGGCGAGGCUAAACUUAUAACAGAAGAUUGGGAGGGAGCUGUAGAAGAUUUAAAAAUAGCUGCUCAAAAAUCUCCACAGGAUAUGAAUAUUCGAGAAGCACUUUUGAGGGCUGAAAAAUCACUGAAGUUAAGUAAACGCAAGGACUGGUACAAAAUCCUGGGGAUUUCAAGAACUGCUUCUAUUGCAGAGAUUAGACGGGCCUACAAGAAACUUGCUUUACAGUGGCAUCCAGAUAAGAAUGUUGAUAACAGAGAGGAAGCAGAGGCCCAAUUUCGAGAAAUUGCUGCUGCCUAUGAGGUACUUGGUGAUGAAGAAAAACGUACAAGAUAUGACCGAGGUGAGGAUGUAGAGGACAUGGGUAUGGGAAUGGGAGGUGGAGGUUUUAACCCUUUUGCUGGUGGAGGACAACAAUUCACUUUUCACUUUGAAGGCGGAUUCCCAGGUGGAGGAUUCCCUGGGGGCGGUUUCCCUGGAGGAUUUGAGUUCAAUUUUUGAUCACACCCAUGUGUUAUUUCAUUCUUUACUCAAGUUUCUCAGAUGUUUACUGACCCAAAGAGGUGCUGCAGAAGUCGGAGGUUGAGCAACGAAAGGAAUUGAGACAUAAUCGAGACAAUGGUUUAUUUGAGUUGGGUGCUGACUGCUAACAGGUAUGGGAUUUUGGAGGAAAAACCCAAGUGAGGCUUGUUAGAAAUGAGAUUGGGUGGGAAUUAAGUUAGAAGAUGUUGCAACCCAUGGUGCCAAAACCCAUGUUGUUUAUAAUGUAUUGAUUUUUUUUUUGGAAGAAGGUCUCACUUUGUUAUAAUUACUUUCUGGGGAUGUCCCAAUGGAAAUGCUGACUUGUAUAGAAUUUGCAUCAGUAAUCACAUAACAGUUCUUAUUCCAGAAGCAUAAUGGUAGUACAUGCCUUUUUUC
Phoenix dactylifera (date palm) is the source of this 2086-nucleotide messenger RNA. Its product is annotated as dnaJ protein P58IPK homolog B-like. The record is from RefSeq and is a predicted model, not a curated record. Gene Ontology annotation, molecular function: protein binding. Lineage: Eukaryota; Viridiplantae; Streptophyta; Magnoliopsida; Arecales; Arecaceae. Gene Ontology annotation, cellular component: endoplasmic reticulum lumen.